AUGGCCGCUUCAACGCCCAUAGAGGGCUAUUCACGCCCGAUAACCCCAAACUCAACGACCAAUGGCUUUCCAAACGGCUCAAUGUCACCCACUACACCAAUCGCCAAAACCGGCCUGUCGCUGACAGAAUACACCGCCAAUCCCUCCCCACCAUCAGGACUGCGAUCCAAGGCGCAAUUGGCAGUCCCGCAAGCAUUCGUGCUUCCAAAUGGCUAUCCUGAUUAUUUGCGACUCAUCCUUACAUCUCGCGUGUACGAUGUGGUGGAAGAGACUCCUCUGACGCAUGCUAUCAAUCUGAGCAAUCGACUUGAGAGUAAUAUCUUGAUAAAGCGCGAAGACCUGCAGCCCGUGUUCAGUUUCAAGCUUCGCGGGGCGUACAACAAGAUGGCGCAUCUGGAGUCUAGGGAAAGGUGGAAGGGUGUCGUUGCGUGUUCAGCGGGAAACCAUGCCCAAGGCGUUGCCUACUCCGCUCGGAAGCUCAAGAUUCCUGCUACCAUCGUGAUGCCGUCUGGAACGCCUGACAUAAAGCACAAGAACGUGUCAAGACUUGGGGGAUCAGUGGUGCUGCACGGUGAUGAUUUUGAUGCUGCAAAGGCUGAAGCCGCACGUCUGGAAAUAGCUCACGGCCUAGUCAGCAUACCACCAUUCGAUGACCCGUAUGUUAUCGCAGGACAAGGCACCAUCGGCAUGGAAAUCCUUAGGCAGACGAAUCUUCAAGAUCUUGAAGCGAUAUUCUGCUGUGUAGGAGGUGGGGGACUCAUUGCAGGCAUUGGCGUGUACAUCAAGCGUAUCGCCCCACACGUCAAAAUCAUUGGUGUAGAAACAUAUGAUGCAAAUGCGAUGGUUCAAUCACUGCGUCUGCGCAAAAGGGUAGUGCUGAAGGAUGUCGGGUUGUUUGCGGAUGGUGCCGCUGUCAAGACGGUCGGAGAAGAGACUUUCCGCAUAUGCUCCGAGGUAGUUGACGAAGUCAUCGAAGUCACGACAGAUGAGACUUGUGCAGCCAUCAAGGACAUGUUCGAAGACACCCGCGCCAUCGUUGAACCAGCUGGAGCACUCGCCCUUGCAGGUAUCAAGAAGUAUAUCAAGAUGCAUCCGUCUGCAAACACCAACCGAGGUCUGGUUGCAAUCGCAUCUGGUGCCAACAUGAACUUUGAUCGUCUUCGCUUCGUGGCUGAGCGUGCAGCUUUGGGAGAGAACAAGGAGGCGUUGCUCAGCGUUGUCAUACCGGAACAACCUGGCGCAUUCGCAAGUCUUAUAAAGAAUGUGAACCCCCUCUCUGUAACCGAAUUCAGCUAUCGUCUACGGAAUGCCAACAGCGAUGGCAAGGCACAUAUCCUCAUGGGUGUUUCCAUGAACGCCAUGACAAGGAGAAAAGAUCUUGCGACGCUUAUUCAGCGACUCGAGGCUGACGGUAUGAAAGCAACGGAUCUGUCUGGUGACGAGCUAGCCAAGUCGCAUCUGCGUUAUCUUGGAGGUGGAAGAAGCAAUGUCCAGGAUGAACGUCUAUAUUCCUUUGAGUUUCCGGAGCGACCAGGCGCGCUGUUCAAAUUCCUCACCACUCUACAACCAGGCUGUAACAUUUCUCUCUUCCACUAUCGGAACUAUGGCGGUGAUGUUGGAAAGAUUCUUGCUGGCAUCCAAGUCCCAGCGGGCCAGGAAACGGGAAUCAAAGAGUUCCUGAAGGAAAUACGGUACCCGUUCACGGAAGAGACGAAUAAUCCGACAUACCAGGCUUUCCUCUUGGAGUAA
Messenger RNA from Pseudovirgaria hyperparasitica, 1749 nucleotides. Its product is annotated as threonine dehydratase catabolic. Lineage: Eukaryota; Fungi; Ascomycota; Dothideomycetes; Acrospermales; Acrospermaceae. The coding region runs from base 1 to 1749 and encodes 582 amino acids. Gene Ontology annotation, molecular function: threonine deaminase activity; pyridoxal phosphate binding. The record is from RefSeq and is a predicted model, not a curated record. Gene Ontology annotation, biological process: L-threonine catabolic process. The transcript has 3 exons.